AUGUCCCGUAGCCUGCAUUGUCCUGACGCCAAGGGGGGCGACAGCCCCGCAGCCCCGGAGGACCCUCCAGCCGCCGAGGACCCGCGCAGUCCCUCGCAGCCGGCGCUCCCUCAGCUCCCGCGCCGCCCGCAGCUGCUGGAUGAAGACGCGGGACCGGACGAGGAUGGAGCCGCGGCCGCAGAGGGCAGCGAUCCGGUCCGGGGGGACCCAGAACCCGCAUCUGCGUCGAGCGAGGCAGGACCCAUGCCCAAGGCCACCGGCGGCACCGUUCCGCCCAUCGGCUUCGUGGGCGAGCCCCCGCCCUACGCGCCGCCGGACCCCAAGGCAGUGGCGCUGCUCUACCCGCCCUUCCCGCACGUGCCGGUGCUGUUCCAGCCGGCGCCCGGGCCCGCCGCACUCUACCCGCCGCCGCCUGGCCCGCUCUUCCCACCCGCCGCUGCUGCCGGAGCCUCCUUCCCCUUCCCGGCGUAUGGCAGCCCCAUGGCCGGUGCGCCUGGCCCCAUGCAGGUGGAGCACAGGCCUCUGCCCAAGGACUUCAUGAUGGAGUCGGUGCUGGUGACCCUGUUCUGUUGCCUGCUCACAGGGCUUAUUGCCAUUGUGUACUCCCAUGAGACUCGAGCAGCCCUGGGCAGGGGUGACUUGGCACAGGCGGAGGAGGCUUCGAGGAAGGCCCGCUCACUUGUACUCUUCAGCCUGCUCUUCGGGGUCUUUGUGUCUACCAGCUGGGUCAUCUAUGUGGUGGUGGCCCUCUACCUCCCCUGAGUGAGGCCCAGGACUUGCAGGCCAGGUUGUUCCCUUUGUGUGGACCCUGAUGCCCACUGGCGCUAGCUGUUGCUCAUACAGGGCAAAGGGGAGGUGUGCUCAGAAGCCCUGUCCAUGGGUGGUCCACUGAGGCCUUGGGUAGGAUCCUAAUCUGAGGGACACAGGCCUGGAAGUCUUCCUGGGCUGCCUGCCUUCACCUGCCUACUCCUAGAGAACACAGAAGACUAAACUCACCAUCUUCAGAGCCUUCCAGAGGACAUGGCCACCUCCAGCCUAGCUCAGGAUCUGGCUCUUGUCCUACUCGCCCUCCCUGGGAGAGUGGAGAGGAGUGCUACUCUCCCUGGGAGUUCCUGCCUGGUCCUGCACCCUUGCCAUGCUGGGAGAGGUCAGGACUGCUGUGGUCAGUCAACAAGGAGUGACAGAAUUCCCGUCACCACUUCAGAGGACACUGCCACUUUCUGUCUUCCAUUUGUGUGCAGCUGAGGGUACUGCCUGCCCUUCUCCGAGCUGUCUGAGGCCCACACUUACACAGGAUGCCUCAUUCCCCGAGAGCCAUUUUUUUUUAUAAACGUAUUUCCUUACUGCCUCUGGCUUCUGUUGGCUGUUUGAGGCUUUCGGCUUCUGCCUUUCCCUGCCCCAGCUUCCUACUCAUUCCUUUACAGUCAUUGACCCAAGUCAGUCAGCUGAGGGGUUGAAGAUGUUUCAAUUCGUUGAAUGCAUGCACAAAGCCCCUCGUUCCCUCCCCAGCACUACACAAGUGGGGUAUGGUGGUGCACAUCUGUAAUCCC
Messenger RNA from Peromyscus eremicus (cactus mouse), 1550 nucleotides. It is a transcript of the gene Prrt1b, whose product is annotated as proline rich transmembrane protein 1B. The record is from RefSeq and is a predicted model, not a curated record. Gene Ontology annotation, cellular component: membrane. The transcript has 4 exons. The coding region runs from base 1 to 762 and encodes 253 amino acids. NCBI's taxonomy places the organism in Eukaryota, Metazoa, Chordata, Mammalia, Rodentia, Cricetidae.